CGCUCAUGGUAUAUUUUGAUAGGGUUAAUGUAUUUGUUGAUUGCUCAUUCUGGUGGGUUUCAGAGAUUUGGACUUUCUAAGGUAGUCACUGGAUUUAUUUCAGUUAAUUGUGUUAAAUGGGAAAGCGCUUCCUGGUAUAAAUGAAAAAUCACGAGACAGCCAUUGUGUUUCGGUCUGUAACUCGUCGCUGCUGUGGGUCAGUUGCCACUAGUUGGUAUCAUCGUCAGCUGUUUUGUUCCAGUCAUUCUGUGUAGUGAUUUAUCAGUCCGUGCGUAUACGGGGAAAAAAAAUAACAAUACAGACCUCCCCCUCAAAAAAAAAUAAGGGGCGCUUUCGGAUUUUCUAUUUAGAAAUACGUUUGCUUCAUCAGAAUAAUACCUGGUGACAGAAAGAAAAUCUAUACCGAUCUUGCGAUAAACAUCUAAAAUACCAGCAAACAUUUGUUGAGAAAGUGUCCAUCAUGCUUGGCGGUGGGUACAAAGCGGAGAGACUUCGAGUCAACCUUCGGCUGGUCAUUAAUAGACUCAAGCUGCUUGAGAAGAAGAAAACCGAGCUAGCGCAGAAAGCGCGAAAGGAAAUUGCCGAUUACUUGUCAUCCGGGAAAGAUGAGCGUGCUCGUAUCCGCGUGGAGCACAUCAUCCGAGAGGACUACCUGGUGGAGGCCAUGGAGAUCCUCGAGCUGUACUGUGACCUACUACUUGCACGCUUUGGCCUCAUUCAGUCCAUGAAGGAGCUGGAUCCUGGCUUGCAGGAGGCUGUGUCCACAUUAAUAUGGGCUGCCCCACGCCUGCAGUCAGAAGUAUCUGAACUGAAGAUUGUGUCCGAUCAACUGUGUGCAAAAUACAGCAAGGAGUACGGCAAGCUGUGCAGGACGAACCAAAUCGGGACGGUCAACGACAGGCUGAUGCAUAAGCUGAGCGUGGAGGCGCCCCCAAAGAUCCUGGUGGAGCGUUACCUUAUUGAGAUCGCCAAGAACUACAACGUACCAUACGAACCCGACGCCAUGGUCAGGCCUGAGGUGGCCUUUGGUGAGGAGGCGGACCUCAUUGAUGUGGACAAUGACAGCAGAAAGCCAGGCGGCGGGGGGGGCGGCUUCACUGCGCCAGCUGUGGCUGGGUCCGUACCCAUGCCCCCCGGGUUCAAAUACCCCACCUCCAGUGGAUCAGAGCCGUUCCAUGCCGCUGUGGGAACUUACGACAGCAUUGCCAACUUCCAGCCCCCGAUGAGAGGACAGCCUCCCCAGCUUCCAAGUGUUCCCCCCACCUACGAGUCUAUUGAUGAUUUGGCCAUCAAACCAUCCGGGCCUGCCCAGAUACCUGGUCCAGGCCCCUCCAUUGGGUCAUUUGACAACAGCCCCCUCCCCGAGCUUCCCUCUGUCCCUGACACACUACCUGCGUCUUCCUUCGGCCGGAAUGCCUCCACUUCUGACGACAUCGACUUUGACGACCUCUCGCGGCGCUUUGAGGAGCUGAAGAAGAAGACCUAGAACGUUGCCGUUCCAGUCUAUCGUCAUGGUGACUAGCUAAGGGGCAUGAGCCCUGGUCAGAUUUAAGAAUAUGGAUUCUCUCUUGCAGUAAAUUUUCCUUCCCUGUCUUCUCCCCAAAUUCCAAUAUUACGCUAUCUCACUUAAACGCAAUGAGGCGGCCAGGGGGGUGGGCCUUAGGUCACGCCAUUCUUAGUGAACGACUUCAUAAAACUCCCAGGAGUCUAAGCGUGGAAAAACCAUCGUGGGCCUAAUCCCAAAGCUUAUAGACAACCACGCUGCCUAGAACCCAAAAUAUAGUACCUGCCGUUUGAGUGACAGCCUUUGAGAGUUUGCCAGAGAGCAAAGGGAUGCCAUCUCAUUAAACAUCAUGAUGGUGUUUCUAGCCGUGGUGAAAGAUCUUCAAUUGUGAACGGAAUAAGGCCUUUCGCAACCAGAAGAAUUGCGAUGUAUCCUAAACAUUUCUUGUUUUGACAUGUAAGCUUCUUGUUUAGUUUGGUUGGUUUUUGAGGUCAUGUUUUCUAAUUACACUGGAGAUUUAAUAUUUUGUCGCACUGAAAGGGCCGGAAGUGUGAUAUUGCAACCAAUCAGCAAAUACUUAAACUUAGUAAGAAUAAUUUAAAUGCACAUGCUAGGUUAAAGCUUCUACAGACCAUUCUGCCUGAUGCUUCCCUUUGUAAACUUGCUGUACCUGCACUUGAACACUGAGUGAUUUAGCCUGGCUAAAGAUAUUUAAGUGAGACUUCAUUGUAUAAAAUCUGAGAAUCUUUAAAAAGAGCCUGAUGUCCUUUGGUUCCAGCAUAUGACAUGAACCCGUUUUUUAUAAUAUAUAUAUAUAUAUAUA
Molecule: messenger RNA, 2327 nt
Organism: Brienomyrus brachyistius
Lineage: Eukaryota; Metazoa; Chordata; Actinopteri; Osteoglossiformes; Mormyridae
Gene: ist1
Product: IST1 factor associated with ESCRT-III
Exons: 10
Coding region: 461-1486 (341 amino acids)
Biological process (GO): protein transport
Source: RefSeq, a predicted model, not a curated record